AUGCAAUGCGUUUUGCUUGUUCGAGAUUCUCCUCGUGCACUUGCAUUGCAACCCUCACAUAAUUACCACUCGGAUCCAGACGUAUCAAAUUCUGCAUUAGUCUUUGAAAAUACCCAUAAAACCUAUGACCUUCAACGUCCUCAAUGCAAUGUCACACUUGUAAAGGACACCGAAUUUAAUAUAAGCGAAUAUCGACAACUUUGCCCAAGGCCUGUAUAUGGCUGUCUUGGGUUACUCCAAGUAGAAAAAGAUAUGUUUUUGGCAGUAGUAACAGAUUGUCAACAUAUUGGAGAAAUUAGACGUGGAGAGUCAGUACAUCGAAUAUCCGACGUAGAAUUUUAUUCACUCACAAACAGCUCUUACGAUUCUGUGUCAAACUCAUAUGCCUCUACUCGAUUAUAUGAUGAGGACGGGAUAAUGAUUCCACACAGUGAACAACCAGUACAAAAUUAUAUAAAUUUAUGUGCGCCACUCAAAAAGUUAUUAUCAAAUGGACAUUUCUAUUUUUCAUCAGAUUUUGAUCUCACAAGAACUUUGGCUGCAAGAAUAACGAUGACAGCAGCAGAUAAAUAUUUUUUUGAUGAUAAUUUCUUAUGGAAUAAAUAUAUGAUUAAAGAGUUAUUGAAUUUUCGAUCCAAACUAAGCAAAUCAAAUCAGGAAGAUAUGGAUCGAUGUGGAUUUUUGGUACUUGCUAUUCAAGGAUAUAUCGGUAGGCAAGAAACAAUUAUAGGGUCAAUGCCAGUAUCUUUAUCAGUUAUAUCUAAAUUAAGUUGUAAACGUGCUGGCACGCGGUACAACACUCGCGGAAUUGAUGACGAUGGGAAUGUUGCGAACUUUGUAGAGACCGAAACUAUCUUGCAAAUGCCUACUUCUUGUUUCUCGUAUGUGCAAAUUCGUGGCAGUGUUCCUGUGUUUUGGGAACAACAAGGUCUCCAAGUUAUGUCGCAUAAAAUUCAGAUUUCUCGUGGACCUGCGGCGACACAGCCAGCAGUCGAACGGCAUUUCAAUGAAUUACAGAGUAGAUAUGGUGAUGUAGAUGUAAUCAACCUCCUUGGUAUAAAAGAGGGUGAAUCAGUUUUAAGCAAAGAAUAUAAAGAGCGUGUUAAUGAUUUAAAUGGAAACGGCAUCGAGAAUCGUGUGCGCAUGACAAAUUUCGACUUCCAUACUGUUUGUAAAAGUGGAAGUUAUGAAAACGUAUCCUUAUUGUUAAAUAAAAUUCGAGAAAGAUUGGAGUCUUUUAAUUUUUUUGUGUUGGAUAUGGAAACGAAUUCGCCCAUAUUCUAUCAAAAGGGUGUUUUUAGAACGAACUGUGUGGAUUGUUUGGACAGAACCAAUGUUAUUCAAACAAUUAUUUCAAAAACUAUAUUAGACUUGUAUCUUCUACAAAUAGAGUCUUUCCCGAGAAAUGACACGGACAGUCUCUUUUCUCGGCAUUCUUACUUAUGGGCCGAAAAUGGAGACAGUUUGUCAAAAAUUUAUGCAGGAACGGGGGCUCUUAAGUCGGAGUUUACCCGUAGCGGAAAGCUUACUUGGUCAGGCGUUCUAGGAGAUGCGACCAAGUCUGUAAAUAGGUUUUAUAUUAAUAACUUCCAAGAUAAGUCAAAACAAGAAGUUAUCGAUUUACUACUUGGAAAAUUAAUGUAUCAAAAAGUAAUCGAGAUACACGACCCAGUUCACGAAUUAGUAUUGGAGGAUAUACAAAAAAGGAUAAACGACUAUUCUUCGAAAUCUACAAUAAAUGUAUUCGUAAGUUCAUAUAAUCUUAACGGACGUCUGCCACAUGGAGAAUCAUUGUCUUCUUGGCUUUUUUCCUUUGACUAUCAUAAUCCGGAACCCGAACUUUUUGUUAUUGGAUUCCAAGAGAUUGUUGAACUAAUGCCCCAGCAGAUUGUUUCAGCAGAUCCUGAAAAACUACGAAUUUGGGAAAAAGAGAUAAGCGAAACAUUAGAACGUCGACCUAAUAAACGUUCUAAUUAUGUCAUAUUGAGAUCCGGCCAACUUGUUGGAACAGCUCUUGUUAUAUACGCAAGAGCAGAUAUAGUAUCCAAUAUACGUAAUGUGGAAUAUAUAAUGAAAAAAACUGGAUUGGGUGGGAUGGCAGGAAAUAAAGGAGCUGUUGCUAUUAGACUUGAUUUCCAUGACACGAGUAUAUGUUUUGUUACUGCACAUCUAGCUUCUGGGCAUUCUAAUUGGGAAGAAAGAAAUAGAGAUUACAAAACAAUACACGAUGGUGACUUCAAUUAUCGAAUAUCCUUGGGCAACGAGGAGGUUCGAAACCUCAUAACAGUUAAUGACUUUCAUAAAUUGUUGAAAGCCGAUCAGUUAACUAAACAAAUCGAAUGGGGUCAGGCAUUUACCGAUUACAUAGAAGGUCCUAUAACUUUUUAUCCAACCUAUAAAUUUGAUAAUGGCACCGAUAAUUAUGAUACAAGUGAGAAAGCUCGGGUCCCGGCUUGGACCGAUCGAAUACUAUAUAAUGGUGAUACGAUUAAACAAAUUGGUUAUUCGCGAGCUGAAAUAAGGUUGUCAGACCAUCGGCCUGUAAUGUCUUCAUUUGAUAUUGAAGUAAUCAAAUAUGAUGAAGCCGCAAAAGAAAAGAUACGAAGAGAUUUAUAUUUCGAGAAAUUGCAGCUUGUAUCACAAGUCAAUUCGAAUUUUAUUAACAGUUCGUCAAAUGAAGAAGAUAAAUGGGAUAAAUUAUCAAAGAAUGUCAGACAUGUCAACAAUCCAUUACUAGUAGAUAAAUCUGGGAAUGGAACUAUUAAAAGGAAACUUGCAGACAACAAAGUUGAACCUGUUGUUGGUGUUUUGAUCGAUCUUGACGAAAAUAACAACAGAAAAGAGGAAGACUUGCCGCCUCCAAGUUCGGAGACAUAUCAAUGGUGGAUAAAUGAUUCAGCUUCUUCUGAAACAUCACUGAUUGUCGAUAAGCAUGAUAUUGAUAAGGAAUUCCGUAAUAUUUCUAGUAAUCCGUUUCACGAAAACUUUGUGCAAAAAACAACAAUAACUUCAAAUCAAAAAUCUACACCUAAUAAUAAAUCAAACCCUUUUUUGGAUGAGGAUGAUGAAUUUUUAUCAUGUGUUCCAAACUUUGAGGAUAAUUUAGGUAAUUAA
Messenger RNA from Funneliformis geosporum, 3114 nucleotides. NCBI's taxonomy places the organism in Eukaryota, Fungi, Glomeromycota, Glomeromycetes, Glomerales, Glomeraceae. The record is from the annotation of a GenBank genome assembly.